This is a messenger RNA of Symbiodinium sp. CCMP2592, 1017 nucleotides long. NCBI's taxonomy places the organism in Eukaryota, Dinophyceae, Suessiales, Symbiodiniaceae. The record is from the annotation of a GenBank genome assembly.
AUGGCAUCCGACCACGAUGCCUUCGCCAAUUGGUUGAAGACCCUCGCCCCCGAGGAACUAGCCAAGCUCAAAGCCGCGCAUUCUGCAUCCGCACAGGCGGCAGCCGACACAGCCGUCCAGGAUGACGCUCGGCCUUGCGAUAGUUCUUCCAGCCUUUCCCCACGUAGCUUCCUUGUUUACCAAAACCAGGAAGCCUUCUAUCAUGCCCAAGACGGGAUCACGGGGCCCAGCCUUCUCAACCUCCCCAUGGAAAACUGGAAGCCGCCAGCACAGCAAACAUUCUUGCCCGACGCAGCCAAGGCAGACCCGCCGACCAAAGCCAUCCCGAAUCUUUUUCGAAGCCGAGUUCAUGGCUUCCGACCACAAGCCGUCCUACUCCGGAACGAGCGGCCACCCCAGCCUUUUGGAUUAGCCGUGAUCUGGGACUCCCGUACAUGGAUCAACUUCUAUGGCGGGGAGCCCCCAAAGACAGCCGUGGAGAUCGACGUUGAGACCCACUUUUACACGGUAGAGCCAGGAUCAGCCUUCGAGCCUGGCCAGGAGGAGGACUCCGAGUCCUCCGGAGCGCAAGAGGACCUCCCGCCUUGCCCACCGCUCCCGGAGUGGUAUUCGGCGGAUACUGGGGUCCUUCGCUACUGGCACUUCGGUGCCACGGGCCAAGCCAACCCCCGCCAAAUGGGGAAGCAGUCGGUCCCGGCCCUUUGCCUUCAGGACCUGAAAGCCCUCCCAGAGCCUUUGGUCGACAAGCGGAAGAACAUCAUCAUCGACCUCUACAAGCCGCCGGCCCUGGCCCUUCCAAGGCUGCCUUGCCCUAACAUGCGCAACUGCAUCAUUGUCCCCAGCCUUACCUUGCCGCACACCUUCGACCUGGACCCAGCCUUCGCCAGGAUGUAUUAUAUGGGCAGCAGCCGUGGUGAGAUGCGUUGCGGCCUUCCCUGCUCGACCGUGCCUUUCUGUCCUUACCAUUCAGCCUGCGGACGCGAAAUCACCGAAGGGACCGUCGAGCAUAGGGCAUAG